This is a messenger RNA of Cydia amplana, 1520 nucleotides long. It is a transcript of the gene fax, whose product is annotated as failed axon connections. Gene Ontology annotation, cellular component: cytoplasm. The record is from RefSeq and is a predicted model, not a curated record. Bases 200 to 1324 code for a protein of 374 amino acids. The transcript has 6 exons. NCBI's taxonomy places the organism in Eukaryota, Metazoa, Arthropoda, Insecta, Lepidoptera, Tortricidae.
UUUAUCAUAUGCGGCAGAUCGCCAGCGGCAAGCGGACGGAUACCUUUGUUAACUUAAUGCUGCGUUUGCAACGCGCCCUAGCAUAGCGGCUGUGAACUAAAUUUAUUUAAGCUGCGCUGUCUCUCGGGUCGGGCUUGUCUUGUGAUUUCAGUGCGUGAACAAUUAAGUUUUUGAAAAAGACUAUUAGUUAUUUGUAAAAAUGGCGACAGAGGUAACGAAUAAUGCACCGGUUAUAACUGAAAAAGAGAAAGAACUGAAAGAAGAUGCCGCCGUAGAUAAUGGUCAAACUAAAGAAGAGGCGCCGGCUGUAGCAGAGAAAGUAGAAGAAAAGGCUGAAGAGAAAAAACCUGAACCGGCACCACCAAAACCUACAGUGCAUAAAGUUAAUUUCGAAAAAGAUAUCGUAUAUUUGUAUCAGUUUUCGCGAACACCGGUGUUGCCGUCGACAUCCCCGUACUGCUUGAAGGUAGAAACAUGGCUGCGUCUGGCUGGUGUAAAGUACGAGAACGUGGAUCACAAGGCGAAGUUCCGUUCCAAAAAGGGGCAACUGCCGUUCGUGGAGUUGAAUGGUGAAGAGAUUGCCGACAGCACUUUCAUCAUCAAAGAUCUUUCUGAGAAAUUCAACAAGGAUCUCGAUGCGGCGCUGACGCCGGAGCAGCGGGUGCUGUCGCACGCCAUGAUCUCCAUGAUCGAGAACCACCUGUCGUGGGUGCUGCUGUGGUGGCGCGCCAAGUACCCCGACAGCGUCAUCAAGGGCUACCAGAUCAACCUGCAGAAUGCGCUCAACACCCGCCUGCCGAACCCCAUCCUUAACUUCUGCUACAAGUUCACGUCUGGCCGCAAGGGUAUGAAAAAGGCGAAGGCCCACGGCAUCGGCGUACACAGCCAGGAGGAGAUCAUCGAGUUUGGCAAGAACGACCUGCGCGUGCUGUCCGACCUUCUGUCCGACAGGCCUUUCUUCUUCGGCGACGAACCCACCCUGCUGGACGUGGUCGCGUUCUCCAACCUCGCUCAACUGAACUUCAUAGACAAGGAGGUCGCCCACCCGCUGCGCGACGCGAUCAACGACAGCUUCCCGAACCUGGUGGGGCUCGUGUCGCGCAUCAAGGAGCGCGCCUUCCACGACUGGGACGACAUCUGUACCACGCUCGACCUCAACGCGCACCUACCCAAGCCCGUCAAGGACAUCAAGGAGACCAAGGAAGGCACCGGGCCCGCAGAGAAACAGCCGCUCCCUGAUGAACCUGAAAAGGGCAAGGGCGACGAGAAGGAGAAGGAGGUAGAGAAGGAGGCCGAAGAGAAGAAAGAGACGGAAGAUAAAUAAGUAAAUGGCGACCACACCAGUUGAAUAUACACUAGAGUCAGACUCGGCAUACAUCCUGUAUAUUGUAAGCGUGUAAAUCCAUUUGUCUUUCCCGUUUUUUCGUUGACGAGGACGCCCGUGCGCCUAUCGAUAUAGUGUGCUUUUAAUGUUUCAUCGACAUUAUGUGUUCGCUCGAUGUCGUGUCGUGUAGGUAAUC